Molecule: messenger RNA, 3750 nt
Organism: Rhodotorula graminis WP1
Lineage: Eukaryota; Fungi; Basidiomycota; Microbotryomycetes; Sporidiobolales; Sporidiobolaceae
Exons: 7
Coding region: 1-3750 (1249 amino acids)
Biological process (GO): double-strand break repair via homologous recombination; protein deubiquitination
Molecular function (GO): ubiquitin binding
Source: RefSeq, a predicted model, not a curated record
AUGGUUGCCGCACCCCUACCGCUCCCGUCGCCGCGGCGAGUGUCCUAUGUCCUCCCCCUGCCCUCGGCUCCCCCACCCGUCCUCGCCCUCCCUCCCCUCACCGUCUCGCGCCGCGGCCAGUCCGCCCCGCUCUACGUCGACACCGGCCGUCAGGCCGAGGACGGCCGGCACAAGUACGUCCACGAGAGCGAGUCGCACCCUCGUCACCGCCUCGCCGUCCAGGCGCUCGCCCUCGACCUCUCGACCUCGCUCGACCACGGCGGUCCGCCCGGCGGCAUCCUGUACACGGGCGGGCGCGACGGCCUCCUGUGCUCGUGGGAGCUCGGCCUCCCGACCAAGCGGCGCAAGCGCGCCUACGGCCGGGCGAGUGCCGAGGACGGCGAUGACGAUGACGACGACGCGCUCGACUCGGACGACGACGACGGCGCCCUGCUCGUCCAGCACAAGCCUCGAACGAUGUCGACCUCGUCGGCGGCGACGACCAAGCAGGCGACGCCGGGCUCGCACCUGCCCGUCCAGGACCGGUGGGAGGUCGACGCCGACGCGGUCCAGCAGCAGAGCGCGCCGCCCAAGGCCAAGUUCCGCCAGUGCAUCCAGUCGCACACCGACUGGGUCAACGACAUCGUCCUCGCCAACUACAACCGCACGCUCGUCUCGGUCUCGUCCGACUCGCUCGUCCUCGCGUGGAGCCCGCACUCGGACGACCACCACGCCCAGGUGACGCCGACGCCGAUCGGCCGACACGCCGACUACGUGCGGUGCCUCGCCACCGGGCGUGACUCGAACUGGGUCGCGAGCGCCGGGUUCGACCGCAAGAUCAAGCUGUGGGACGUCGGCGAGGGACGUGCAGGUGCUGCUCUGCGUGCGUCCUCUCUCUCCCUCCCUCCUCUCUUUUGCCUUCCUCCCUCUCUCUCGAAGCACGUCCUGACUCCGCCCGGGUCCGUCUACUCGCUCGGCACGACGCCGUCCGGCUCGCUCAUCGCCGCCGGCACGCCCGAGCGCGUCGUCCGCGUGUGGGACCCGCGCAGCCGCAAGCAGGUGUCGCGGCUCGGCGGCCACAGCGACAACAUCCGCGCCGUGCAGCUCUCGGACGACGGCAAAUGGCUCCUCUCGGCGUCGUCCGACUCGACCGUCAAGCUCUGGUCGCUCGCCGCGCAAAAGUGCCUGCACACGUUCUCGCACCACGCCGACUCGGUCUGGUCGCUCUUCUCGCAGCACCCGUCGCUCGAGGUCUUCUACUCCGGCGACCGGUCGGGCAACCUGUGCAAGAUCGACUUCGAGGGCGCCGGCGAGCCGGCCGAGGGCGAGUGCGUCCUCCUGUCGCGAGACGGGCCCGAGGACCCGAGCGACCGCCACGGGCACGAGGGCAUCACGCAGAUGGUCGCGCAGGACGACAGCUGGGUCUGGACGGCGUCGGGCGGGAGCAGCGUCAAGCGGUGGCGGGACGUCCCGCUCAAGUCGCGGCGCGCCGGCGCCAUCUUGCGCCGCGCCGAGGAGAACGGCGACCUCGCCGUGCCCGAGGACCGGGCGACCGACUCGCCUGUCGCGCUCGACGACCGCACGAGCUCGUCGCCCAUCUCGAUCACGCCGUCGAGCCCGGAGCGCGACCGCCCGGGCCCGCACAGCUCCCUCAUCUCGUCGCCGCGCCCGCCGCUCGAGCACCUCCUCUCGACCAACCCGACGACCUUCCGCGACAUCCCGUACGACUCGCUCGUGCCCCUCACCCUCCCCGAGGACACGUACUUCGCGCCCGCCUUCGCGAGUCGGCAUCGCGACCCGGACGCGGCGACCAUCUACUCGACCGUGUCGGGCAUGUCGGGCUCGGGCGUCGCCCUCUCGCGCCCGCAGCUCGUCGGCGGGUCGUCGUCGUCGUACCGCCGUCCCGUCAGCCUCGCCGACACGGCGCCCGAAGCGACCAACAUCGCGCAGCGCGAGUACCUCGAGCGCGAGUCGGCCGCCGAGGCGACGCCGCUCCGCUCGGCGCCGGACGACGUCAUCGAGGGCGGGUACGGCCUCGUGCGGUGCGAGCUGCUCAACGACCGGCAGCACGCCCUCACGCAGGACACCGAGGACGAGGUCGCCCUGUGGGACAUCGUCCGGGGCACGUGCAUCGGCGUCUUCAGCCGCGACGAGCUGCAGGACGCCGUCGCGAAGCGUCGGCCGUCCGACGCCGGCUCGGCGUACGCUGCCCAUGGGCGAGUCGAGCGCGGGUACGACCUGCUCGAGUACGUGCGCGAGCGCACCGAGGGCGAGGUGUCGAUCGCGACCUGGUGCAAGUGCGACACGCGCACGGGCGCGCUCGCCGUCCACCUCGAGGAGGCGCGCGUGUUCGACGCCGAGUCGUACAUCGAGGAGUGCGGCGUCGGCCCGCCCGAGGACUACCCGCCCGACCACCGCAUCUCGCUCGGCAAGUGGGUCCUGCGGCAGCUCUUCGACGGCUUCAUCGAGGCCGAGAUGGCGGCUCGCGUCCCCAACACGAUCCCGCCGCCGAGCGCGCUGUUCGGCACCGAGCAGCGAGAGGGCGCGCCCGCCUUCAUCUCGCUCGCCGGCCUCCCGACGCCGUCCUCGGCCGCACCUCUUCGCGCCAAAGGUCCGCGCACGCCGGGCAUGACGAUCGCUCUCGCCACGCCGGCGCUCAAGAAGGCCGUCCUGCCCGACCUCCCGACCGCCGCCGGCGCCUCGCCGAGGUUCGGCAAUACCGAGCUCGCGCCCAUCCCGCAGUCGCCCCUCGCCCAGACGCCCAUGGCCGCCCUCGCGACGCCGUCCGGCGGCAGGACGCCGACGCUCGACCGCCCCGAGGGCGACUACUUUUCGCUGCGGCCUGCCCAACCCGAGCCGCUCAGCCCGCUCAACCUCCCGCUCGCAACGCCGAGCAGCACGAUCCGCUCCAACGAGCCGCCGACGCCCACCGCGACGAGUCCUGCGCUCCCGGCACAAGGUGGCACCAUCAUGGGACGACUACGCGCGUUCGGCAAGAACUCGAAGAAGGCGUCGACCGCGCCCGAGUCGCAGCCGCUCGCGACGCCGGUCGCGCAAGCUCUUCCCGCCGACGUGCGUCCCCUCUCUCUCUCCCCCCUCUCCUCGCCUCUCCUAUGCCACGCCAUCCUCGACACGGUCUUUGCGCACCCGCUCGCGCCGUGCCCGCUCGUCGACGCGCCCCGCAUCAACUACGACCCGGACAUGGCCAUUAUCCUGUCGGAGGAGACGGGCGACGCGUGGAGCGUCAAGUACCGCGGCCUCGUCGGGACGAGCUACGAGGACAUGUCGGUCCUAGAGCAGAAGGCGCCGUUCUGGCUCCUCGACUUCCUCCUCGGCAACCGCACGCACGUCAAGGACGCGCUCAAGGUGUCGUUCGUGCUCCAGCCGUGGAAGGGCGACGAUCAUCACGCUCUUCCCGAGCUCCCGAACCAGUGCGUUUCUCUGAACGCCCGCCUCACCGCCAACCGGUCUCUCCGCAUCCGCAAAGUGUGCGCCUACGUCGCCGACAAGCUCGACCUGCGCCGGCCGUCUCGCGCUCCCUCGAUCGUCGACGGCGGCGACCUGUCGGCGCCGCCAACAGCGCACGCUUCGCCCGCCGUCGGGAGCACGCUGUACGGCGACGUGUUCGUCCCCGAGCGCGACAUCGAGAUCCUGUGCAACGGCGAGGUGCUGCCGGUGCACAUGACGCUCGCGACAGUGCGGCACUGCAUGUGGAAGAGCGGCGGCGACGUCGUCUUCCACUACCGCUCGAAGCAGGCUCUAGAGCUGUAG